AGUGAAAAAGCGUCCAUAACGUUCCCACCUCACAUUCUGAACGAGCUUCAAUGGCAGCCUCAUCUUCCUUCUCUACCCUCUUCUCCUUCCUCCUCCCCCCGAAGCCGCACGCUCCUUCCUCCACGCGCUUCGCGCUUCUCAGGCCCAAAGCGCGGGCCCAAGAGGAGGAGCUCUCGGCAGAGUUAUCCGCUGUGACGAACCCGUCUCACGCGCACGCCAACACGCUCUUCUUCCGGUCGGCGUACAACGUGCAGGUGGUGGUGGACGAGAACGAGCCCGAGGAGCGGCUGCUCAACCGCUUCCGGAGAGAGGUCAUGAAAGCCGGCGUCAUCCAAGAGUGCAAGAGGAGACGCUUCUUCGAGAACAAGCAGGAGGAGAAGAAGCGCAAGAACCGCGAAGCUGCCAAGCGUAAAAGCAGGAGCAGGCGUCCUCAAUCGAGGUUUCAGGUGCAAAACAAGCAAGAUGUUGCACCAACCAAGAAGGAAGAGGAUGAUGACAACUGGGAUCUUCCAGAAGUAGACGCUCCAUAUAUUUCAACCGCAUGAUCCACUUACAUUCUGUGCGAUUCUUCACAUUUUAUUGUGAGAGGCGUUUUAUGCAUGUGAGUUCUGUUAAGUAAAAUCACUUCCUUGAACGCAGUUAGUGUAUUGUUCAAUUCACAUUUCUAAGUUAUGCAAUUCAUUCAUUUGUGCAACAAAAUUUUAUUCUGCCCUUGAUUUUCUGAAAUCUUGCAGCAGUAUGUGUUUUUAUC
Messenger RNA from Cajanus cajan (pigeon pea), 751 nucleotides. RefSeq names its product small ribosomal subunit protein bS21c. NCBI's taxonomy places the organism in Eukaryota, Viridiplantae, Streptophyta, Magnoliopsida, Fabales, Fabaceae. Gene Ontology annotation, molecular function: structural constituent of ribosome. The record is from RefSeq and is a predicted model, not a curated record. Gene Ontology annotation, biological process: translation. Gene Ontology annotation, cellular component: ribosome.